CGAAUAUAAUAUAAAUUCACUUUUGCUCCUGAAUAUUCUCAUUCCCUCUACCAUAACAACCCACCCACCGCCCAGUCGCCCACAUAUCUGUAUUACAAAACCUUAGAAGACAAAAUGGCAGGUCUUUUCACUGUCCCUAUCGGGGACACCGGCUCCAUCACCGUCACAAAUCCACCAGCACCGUCCUCAGAUCCAAACUUCGACACUAAGAAGAUUUAUGUCUUGACAUUCACCUCCCCGGCUGACAACCGCCUCACACCCACCUUCAUCAACGCCUUCCUCCUGGCUCUCGAUAUCAUUGAGCACCGGUACCCCAAGGGCGUCGUGAUCACGACAUCAGGGAUCCCGAAGUUCUACAGCAACGGCCUUGAUUUGGCCCUUGUGCAAGAGACAGAGGGAUUUUUGGAGAAAUAUUUAUGGGUAUUGUUUAGGAGAUUACUUACAUACCCUAUGCCCACGAUUGCGCUCCUAAACGGACACGCAUUCGCAGGUGGGUUCAUGCUCGCUCAGUACCACGACUACCGCAUCAUGAACCCGCAAAAGGGCUUCCUGUGCAUCAACGAAAUCGAAUUCGGGGUCCCGCUGCAGAGUCCCAUGAUGCACAUCUUUACUGAAAAGUUGACACCUGUUGUCUAUCGCGACCUGAUCCUAGAGGCGAAGAGGAUCGGUGGUCCGGAUGCGCUGAAGAGGGGUGUUGUUGAUGGGGUUGGUGGGUUGAACGAGGCUGUGGAGUUUGUCAAGGAGCGGAAGCUGGAUGGGAAGGCCGGGACUGGUAUUUAUGGGAUUAUGAAGGAGGAGAUGUAUAGAAGGUUGCUUGACAGAUUGGAUGACCAUGCUGGGAAUUUGGAGUGGAGGGAUCGUGUUGAGGAUAGGAAAGAUGCCUUGGAGAAGGAGGGUGCUAAGAAGGUUGAGGCGUGGGAGAAGGAGAGCGGGAAGGCGAAGCUUUGAGAGGUUGGAGUGAAGCUUCAGUGAGGUGUUUGAUAUUCACCUACUUGGAAGAAGUAGGAAGUCUUUGAAAGUAGAUACUGUCAAGGUCUUUGUCAUAACCAGUAUAUAGACCACUUUUUGUAAGUAACUUGAGGGUUAUAGAUGUAAUAUUGUAGAUUUAUAACUUCUAUUAUGUCUUUGUC
Messenger RNA from Aspergillus versicolor CBS 583.65, 1130 nucleotides. RefSeq names its product enoyl-CoA hydratase/isomerase family protein. Gene Ontology annotation, molecular function: enoyl-CoA hydratase activity; delta(3)-delta(2)-enoyl-CoA isomerase activity. The transcript is spliced from 2 exons. The record is from RefSeq and is a predicted model, not a curated record. Lineage: Eukaryota; Fungi; Ascomycota; Eurotiomycetes; Eurotiales; Aspergillaceae. Gene Ontology annotation, biological process: fatty acid beta-oxidation. Gene Ontology annotation, cellular component: peroxisome. The coding region runs from base 115 to 948 and encodes 277 amino acids.